Messenger RNA from Budorcas taxicolor (takin), 1602 nucleotides. Its product is annotated as UDP-glucuronosyltransferase 1A1-like. Gene Ontology annotation, molecular function: UDP-glycosyltransferase activity. The transcript is spliced from 5 exons. The coding region runs from base 1 to 1602 and encodes 533 amino acids. The record is from RefSeq and is a predicted model, not a curated record. NCBI's taxonomy places the organism in Eukaryota, Metazoa, Chordata, Mammalia, Artiodactyla, Bovidae.
AUGACAGCAGGGUCCCAGGGGGAACGCCCAGUCAUCCUGCUCCUGCUGCUGUGCACGCUUGGCCCCUCUAUGUCCCAGGCCGGGAAGCUGCUGGUGGUCCCCGUAGAUGGCAGCCACUGGCUGAGUUUGGUCGGACCCCUCCAGCCCCUGCAGCAGAGGGGACAUGACAUAGUGGUCCUGGCACCUGACGCUUCUGUGUACAUUAAAGAGGAAGCAUUUUACACCUUGAAGAGGUACCCUGUACCAUUCCAAAGGGAGGACUUGGAAGAGACUUUUAUCAGCCUCGGGCGUACUGUUUUUGAGGAUGAUCCUUUCUUGAAGCGCGUGAUCAAAACAUACCAGAAAAUCAAAAAGGACUCGGCUCUGCUCUUAUCCGCCUGCUCCCACUUACUGCACAACAAGGAGCUGAUGGCCUCCCUGACGGCAAGUAGCUUCGAUGCUGUUUUGACAGACCCUUUCCUUCCCUGCGGCCCCAUCGUGGCCCAGUACCUGUCUGUGCCUGCUGUGUUCUUCUUGAAUGGACUGCCAUGUGGCCUGGACUUUCAGGGUACCCAGAGCCCCAGUCCACCAUCCUACGUGCCCAGGUAUCUGUCCUUUAACUCAGAUCACAUGACCUUCCUGCAGCGGGUGAAGAACAUGUUCAUCACCUUGUCAGAGAGUUUCCUGUGUGAUGUGGUUUAUUCCCCAUACAGGCUACUUGCCUCCGAAUUCCUUCAGAAAGACAUGACUGUUCAGGAUCUCAUGAGCUCUGGGUCUGUUUGGCUUCUCAGAAAUGACUUUGUGUUUAAUUUCCCGAGGCCCAUCAUGCCCAACAUAGUGUUUGUUGGUGGGAUCAACUGCGCUAGCAAAAAGCCACUCUCUCAGGAAUUUGAAGCCUAUGUAAAUGCUUCUGGAGAACAUGGAAUUGUGAUUUUCUCUUUGGGCUCAAUGGUCUCAGAGAUUCCGGAGCAGAAAGCUAUGGAAAUUGCUGAUGCUUUGGGCAAAAUACCUCAGACAGUCCUGUGGCGGUACACUGGGACUCCACCACCGAAUCUUGCGAAGAAUACAAAACUUGUCAAGUGGCUGCCCCAAAAUGAUCUGCUUGGUCACCCAAAGACUCGGGCCUUUAUCACACAUUCUGGCUCCCAUGGCGUUUAUGAAGGAAUAUGCAAUGGCGUUCCCAUGGUGAUGAUGCCCUUGUUUGGUGAUCAGAUGGACAAUGCAAAGCGCAUGGAGACCCGGGGAGCUGGAAUAACCUUGAAUGUCCUGGAAAUGAGUUCGGAAGAUUUAGAAAAUGCCCUGAAAGCUGUCAUCAAUGAGAAAAGCUAUAAGGAAAACAUCAUGCGCCUCUCCAGACUUCACAAGGACCGCCCCAUAGAGCCUCUGGACCUGGCUGUAUUCUGGGUGGAGUUUGUGAUGAGGCACAAGGGGGCAUCCCACCUGCGCCCUGCAGCCCAUGACCUCACCUGGUACCAGUACCACUCUCUGGAUGUAAUUGGCUUCCUCCUGGCAGUCACGCUGACAGUCAUCUUCAUCACCUUUAAGGCCUGUGCCUUCACCUUCCGGAAAUGCUUUGGGAAGAAAGAGCGAGUGAAGAAAUCUCAUAAAUCCAAGACACACUGA